Xenopus tropicalis (tropical clawed frog) is the source of this 1421-nucleotide messenger RNA. RefSeq names its product cathespin K gene 4 (gene ctsk.4). Bases 67 to 1068 code for a protein of 333 amino acids. Gene Ontology annotation, biological process: proteolysis. The record is from RefSeq and is marked validated. Lineage: Eukaryota; Metazoa; Chordata; Amphibia; Anura; Pipidae. Gene Ontology annotation, molecular function: cysteine-type endopeptidase activity; cysteine-type peptidase activity. The transcript has 8 exons.
GUUCUUGUCAUCCUACAGAUACAGCAGAUAUUCUCAGCUCUGGCUUCACCCUUUGAGAAAAGUACUAUGGGAUUCUAUAGGCAGUGCCUCAUUGGACUUUUUGCCUUGCUACUCACUGCUCAUUGUGAGCCAGAUCCCAGCUUAGACAACCACUGGCGACUGUGGGUUCAAACACACAAAAAAAUCUAUAAAAAUGAGGGAGAGGAACUUGCAAGACGUUUAAUCUGGGAGGACACCUUGAAAUUUAUCAUGCUUCACAACCUAGAAUAUUCCAUGGGACUUCACACUUAUGAAGUUGGAAUGAACCAUCUUGGUGAUAUGGUUGCGGAGGAGAUGACCGACAAACAGAUGAAUUUCAUACCUCAAGUAAUUGCCAAUAUUACAGAUGUUCCAGUAGAAAUAUCAAAGUCUUCUCCCCCAGAAUCAAUAGACUGGAGGAACAAAAACUGUGUGACUAGUGUAAAGGACCAGGGAUCAUGUAUUGCUAGCUGGGCAUUCAGCAGCAUAGGAGCUCUGGAGUGUCAAAAUAUGAAAAGAAGAACAGGAAAACUGGAGUCACUCAGUGUACAGAACCUGCUGGACUGUUCCCAGACCUAUGGAAAUAAUGGUUGUAAAGGCGGAUGGGUGGUUUCCUCCUUCAGAUACAUCAUUGACAAUGGGAUUGAGUUGGAGUCGAAUUACCCAUACCAAGGAAAGGAUGGUAAAUGUUCCUACACCCCAGUCAAAAAAGCUUCUGUCUGCACCUCCUACAGACAGUUGCCAUAUGGUGACGAAGCAACACUUAAGCAAGUUGUUGGACUAAUGGGACCAGUAUCUGUUGCCAUAGACGCCAGCAGAAAGACUUUCCGAAUGUAUAAAAAUGGUGUUUAUUAUGACCCAAACUGCAGCAGCUCCACACCUGACCAUUCAGUGCUUGUAGUUGGAUAUGGUGCAGAAGAUGGUGUGGAGUACUGGCUGGUAAAGAACAGCUGGGGAACUUCCUUUGGUGAUGAAGGCUACAUUAAAAUGGCAAGAAACCACCACAACAAUUGCGGCAUUGCAAACUUCGGCUGCUUCCCAGUUGUUUAAAUACACCCCUUUAUGACAGGAUACUUUUAUUUUUGUGUGCGACUGAACCAUUUUACUGAAAUCGGGUGAGAAACAAUUUUAGGCAAGAUCAAAACAUCAGUAUCAAAUGCACGGCAUCUGUGAGCCCUUUACUAGCAGGACAGAGCUGGGGUUGGCUACUGGGCUUCUGCCACCACUAUGCCUCGUGUUAAGUGUACACACAUGACUCCCCCAAAGAUGAAACACAUAUGUAGAUGACUAAGGUAGUAUUAAUAAUGGAGAAAUACUGUAGGUACUGGGCACUGCUUUGACACUGAGGGGCAAUCUUGUUGUGUGAUCAACUGGCAUAAAAUAAAAUGUACCCUGAAUGCAGA